Molecule: messenger RNA, 1303 nt
Organism: Paramecium octaurelia
Lineage: Eukaryota; Ciliophora; Oligohymenophorea; Peniculida; Parameciidae
Source: the annotation of a GenBank genome assembly
AUGAUAAAAAAGCUUUUGAGUAUUCCAAAGUGGAAAUUCUUUGCUGGAGCAUCAUUUGCCUUAAUUGGCUAACAUAUUUAUGAUUGUUUAUAUAAUACAGAAAUUGAAGUCUUUUAUUAGAACACAACUUGUAAUAAAGACCUUCUAUCGAAAUGUCCAAACAUUAGAGUAAUGAAAAUUAACAACUAUAGGGACAUUUCAAUCCAAGCAUUUGGAGCAUGAACAAUAUCUUUGGAUUGUUCUAUGUUACAUUAGUUGAACAUUAAAUGGUGCCUUUAUAAAAAAGAGAAAUGGUGACUCUGAAAGACGGAGGUCAAGUGGCAUUGGAUUGGAAAAUCAACGAUCCCAAGAAUGUCGUGUUGGUUUUACACGGAUUGACAGGUGGCGGAGAUUGCAAUUAUAUCAAAGAUACAUUAGAGAGACUCUAUAAUGCUGGUUAUACAGCGGUCUGCUUCAACAAUCGCGGAGUGGGAUUCACAAAAUUAUCUGUAUUAUAUAAACUAUAAAGACACCUUAAUAUCAUAAUCACGGAGACCCAUCUGAUAUGAUGGAAAUUAUUGAUUUGAUAAAGCAGAGAUAUCCCGAAGCAACAUUAUAGUGUGUAGCCAUAUCAAUAGGUGCUAAUUUAGCAGCCAAAUAUGCAGGAAUCACAAAAGAGAAAUGUGCCUUCAAGUCUAUUGUAUGCAUUGCCAACCCAUUUGAUUUAUUGGUGUAUUCUAGUCUUCUAUAUAUUAGGCCUGUUUUGAAAAUUUGGACAGAUGGUACAACUAUUUAUAUAUCUAUUAUCUCACUAAGCAUUUCAAAUGGUUGCUCAAUAAACAUUUAGAUGUAAUGAACGCAUGCUUCGAUGAACACAAUAUUGACAUUAAAAAAGUAUUGGAAGCUAAAACUCCUUAUGAAUUUGAUCAUUAUUUUACAAGACAAUUGUAAAAAUUUGAAUCAGUCGAACAGAUGUAUCGGGUAUUGCUCAAACUUAAACCAAGGCUAAUUCUUCAAUUAAUUACAUCAAAGACAUUACAGUUCCCACUUUGUUUAUUAACACCAAAAAUGACCCAUUAAUACCUUGGAAAUUUGUACCAAUUCAAUUACACAGACACAUGCCAAAUUUGAUAUUUGCUUUAACUCAAAAGGGAGGUCACAUAGAAUGGUAUAGUGAAACUAACUUAGUUACUGUUAAAAGGGUAAGAAGAAUUGUUAAUCAUAUAAUAGUGGAUUAUGGAUCCCACUUUAGACUACUUAAAUUAUUUCAGAGACCUACCAAUAGAUAAAUGGUAGUAGUAUAUACAACAACCUAAAAUUUGAU